This is a messenger RNA of Cervus elaphus (red deer), 7075 nucleotides long. It is a transcript of the gene FZD4, whose product is annotated as frizzled class receptor 4. NCBI's taxonomy places the organism in Eukaryota, Metazoa, Chordata, Mammalia, Artiodactyla, Cervidae. The record is from RefSeq and is a predicted model, not a curated record. Gene Ontology annotation, biological process: retina vasculature morphogenesis in camera-type eye; canonical Wnt signaling pathway; non-canonical Wnt signaling pathway. Gene Ontology annotation, molecular function: Wnt-protein binding; Wnt receptor activity. Gene Ontology annotation, cellular component: plasma membrane. Bases 327 to 1940 code for a protein of 537 amino acids. The transcript has 2 exons.
GCGCGGCGGCGCGGGGUGCUGGCGGGCUCGGCGGAGGCGCUGCGCGGACGUGGCCGGCGCCGGCCCGGGGCUCGCCGCCCGUAGCCAUGACCCCCGCAGGCCGUCCUCCGGCCCUGGCUCGCGGCGUCUAGUGCCCCCACGCAGUCGCGCGCAGCUGCGGGAGAGCCAGCCGCUACCCCUCCGCCCCGUCGUCGUCGCCCUUGGCGCCUUAUCGCCCUCUCCCCGGAGCCCGGAGCAGCGCGGGCGGCCGGCGGCCCCGUGCAAACUGGGGGUGUCUGCUGGAGCAGCCCCCCGCGCCGCCGCCGCCGCCGCCCCCGGCUCUGGCCAUGGCCUGGCGGGGCGCAGGGCUGCGCGUCCUGGGGGGCCCCGGGGGCGUCGGGCUCAGUCCGCGGCGGCUUCUGCUGCUGCUGCUGCUGGUGGGGCCGGCGCGGGGCUUCGGGGACGAGGAGGAGAGGCGCUGCGACCCCAUCCGCAUCUCCAUGUGCCAGAACCUGGGCUACAACGUGACCAAGAUGCCCAACCUGGUGGGGCACGAGCUGCAGACGGACGCCGAGCUGCAGCUGACCACCUUCACGCCGCUCAUCCAGUACGGCUGCUCCAGCCAGCUGCAGUUCUUCCUUUGUUCCGUGUAUGUGCCCAUGUGUACGGAGAAGGUCAACAUCCCCAUCGGGCCCUGUGGCGGGAUGUGCCUUUCAGUCAAGAGACGCUGCGAGCCUGUGCUGAAGGAGUUUGGCUUUGCCUGGCCGGAGAGCCUAAACUGCAGCAAAUUCCCGCCCCAGAACGACCACAACCACAUGUGCAUGGAAGGGCCAGGUGAUGAGGAAGUGCCCUUGCCUCACAAAACCCCCAUUCAGCCCGGGGAAGAGUGCCACUCCGUGGGAACCAACUCGGAUCAGUACAUCUGGGUGAAAAGGAGCCUGAACUGCGUUCUCAAGUGUGGUUAUGACGCCGGCUUGUAUAGCCGCUCGGCCAAGGAGUUCACCGACGUCUGGAUGGCCGUGUGGGCCAGCCUGUGCUUCAUCUCCACCGCCUUCACUGUGCUCACCUUCCUGAUCGACUCUUCCAGGUUUUCCUACCCGGAGCGCCCCAUCAUCUUUCUCAGUAUGUGCUAUAAUAUUUAUAGCAUUGCUUAUAUUGUCAGGCUGACUGUAGGCCGGGAAAGGAUAUCCUGCGAUUUUGAAGAGGCAGCAGAACCUGUUCUCAUUCAAGAAGGCCUUAAGAACACAGGAUGUGCAAUCAUUUUCUUGCUGAUGUACUUUUUUGGAAUGGCCAGUUCCAUCUGGUGGGUUAUUCUGACGCUCACUUGGUUUUUGGCAGCGGGACUCAAAUGGGGUCAUGAAGCCAUCGAAAUGCACAGCUCUUAUUUCCACAUCGCAGCCUGGGCCAUCCCCGCGGUGAAAACCAUUGUCAUCUUGAUUAUGAGACUGGUGGACGCAGACGAGCUGACUGGCCUGUGCUACGUGGGGAACCAGAACCUGGAUGCGCUCACGGGCUUUGUGGUGGCCCCGCUGUUCACCUACCUGGUGAUUGGGACUUUGUUCAUUGCUGCGGGGUUGGUGGCCUUGUUCAAAAUUCGGUCAAAUCUCCAAAAGGACGGGACGAAGACAGACAAGCUGGAAAGGCUGAUGGUGAAGAUUGGGGUCUUCUCGGUCCUGUACACCGUGCCUGCAACCUGCGUGAUUGCCUGUUAUUUCUAUGAAAUCUCCAACUGGGCGCUCUUCCGGUAUUCCACAGAUGACUCCAACAUGGCGGUGGAAAUGUUGAAAAUCUUUAUGUCUUUGCUGGUGGGCAUCACUUCGGGCAUGUGGAUUUGGUCUGCCAAAACUCUGCACACGUGGCAGAAGUGUUCCAACAGAUUGGUGAAUUCUGGGAAGGUAAAGAGAGAGAAAAGAGGGAAUGGUUGGGUGAAGCCUGGGAGAGGCAAUGAGACUGUGGUAUAAGGCUAGCCAGCCUCCACGCUUUCCAGAUUUUGAAGGGGGAAUGCCAGCAUUGGGGUGCAAGUGCUACUAAAAAGCUUCAUGCAGUGAAUCUCAGUUUGAACAAACUAGCAACACUUCAGUGACCCCCCCCCCCCACCAAUAACCCACCACCACUCUCCCCCCUCCCGCUGCCCAUCUGCGCCCAGCAUCGUAAAACUAGUGAUUUUGCUGCAGACUUUGGAAUGAUCCAAAAUGGAAAAGCCAGUAAGAGGCUUUCAAAGCUGUGAAAAAUCAAAACAUUGAUCACUUGAGCAGGUCGCAGCUUGGAGCGUGGAGGUCCUCCCGAGAUUCCAGGAAGUCCAGGGGAUGCUGCUUUUCCCUACAGGGUGGGAUUUGAGCUGUGAGUAGGCAACUUACAGGGAGAAAGAUUAACUUUUUUUUUAACCCUUUAAAAGUUUUAAAUACUAACUGGGUCUUUGAGACAGCAAAGCGAUCUAUAAACACUGGAAACACUGGGUUCAGAGAAGUGUUACAAGAGUUUUAUAGUUUGGCUGAUCUAACAUAAACAUUUUCCGGGUGCACUGUCUGCUGUUUAGAACUUUGUGGAUUGCUCGCCCAAGAGGUGGUGUCAGAAUCUCUCAGUGCCUUUGUCAUAAAACAGAAUUGUUUGAACAAACAAAAGUACUGUACAAACACAUAUGAGGUAUCCCGUGGAUUUUUCUUCUCUCUCUCCCUCUUAAAUUUCAACAGCUCCGUCCUAGACCGCUGCUGUUUUCUCCAUUUUACAUUAAUGACUCAAAAUAGGUAUUUUUAUAGGAAUGUUUGCACUGCAGCGGGUCUAAUGAGGGGGGAAGGAAGGGCGAUUCACUUUCUUGACAAUCACUUAAUUCAGAGGAAAAUGAGAUCUACCAAGUCGACUUACCUUACCCACCCCAGAGACCGAUUGCAUUGAGCACCAGGGACUUAAUAUAUUUUACUUCGUGUGAUUGUAUCUAUGCAGACGCCAGUCUGGAAGAGCUAAAAUGUUACGUUUCUUGGCAACUUUGCAUUCACACAGAUUAACUGUAUAAUUUGUGUGUGUCAAUUACAAUUAAAAGCACAUUCUUGGACCAUGACUUAAUAGUUACUCAACUGACUUUAAAACUAUGGUCAGCUUGCAUUCUCAGAAUGAUAGUGCCUUUUUUUCUCUCUUUAGCAUAAGAAUGUUAUCAGAGUCUGGUCUGCUUAGCACAGUGGAGACUUUCAAUUUUGUAGAGGGGGCUAAGGACAACUAAUCCAAACUACUUGGUGCAUAAUUGUUUCCUAGUAAUUGGCAAGGGCUCCGUAUAAGAUUUCAUUGGAGGCAGUGUGGCCUGGAGUAUUUAUGUGGUGCUUAAUGAAUCUCCAGAAUACCAGCCAGGAGCUUGAUUGGUUCGUAGGGAAUAAAGUGUAGACCAUAUGAAAUGAACUGCAAACUCUUACAGCACAGGUCUUAAUUGCAUUUUGCAGGGGUAUCCAGAGCUUUUAAAAUGUAUGCUUUAUAUUCCUUGCAAGAGGGUACCCCCUAGCAGCCUCUCAAAAGUUGCAGUUCUUUUAAAAUCGUAACUGGCCUUUCUCUUCAACCCGCUGAGGUCCUCUGAUCACCAGAUCUUUGGGACAGAUUGAUGUCACAGGUUGCUGUCCUUGAAGUUCUGCUUGGUCUUUGCUUUAGCAACUUUGGGGUGAUUCUUUAUUUAUCCCUGCCCUUCCCCCCCUUUAAAACAGGUAGGAAAUCUCUUUUAUCCCAUUUCUUUGUGGAAAUGUGUCUCCAGGGACUAAAAAUUGCAAAUAGGAGUUCAGAUUAUGGAAAUAAGCAUGUCUUUGUCUGUUUAAGCUUUAUGCCCCUGGUUUGACAUUUUCCUUUCUUCUCUGUUUUGCUGUGGUUCUCGAGCUGAGAUGAAGAUGCGCCUAAGGACUGUUGCCUGUUUUGGAAGGCAGAGUCUUGGGGCCUCGCGCACAGAUGUUAAGUGGGCACUGGUGGCCCCCACUGUGUGUUCUGGGCCUGACUACCUUGGCUGGGCUCUGGGUCAGGGCUCCAGGAGCAUGAGAAAUGCUCCCCAGAAGGGCCAGUUGAACUCCAUCUCCGACUGCAUCGCCCCUGAAACGUAGAAUGUGAACUCCCUGUGCUGCUCCCAGACGGUUCCCAUAGCUGGCCGGGGCCCUGGAGCGUGCACCCAGGGGCAAAGCCUGCCCUUACUCACGCUCCUCUCCAGCGUCUUGGGAGUUGCUCGGCAACUCCGGCCGAGGAAAGGGAAGAAGGACCGAGCAGGGGUUUGCAACGCAAUUCUCUUUGUAAUGCUUCAGUGACUGGGUGACCCAGGCAAGCAUCCUAGCAGAGGGCCAGCCAUGGAGAGGGUGCUCUGUGUUUAUGAAUGAUGAAAUAGUGACAGUAAGAGUACUUGGGUGAACCUGGAUGCCCAAGUUCUGGAGCUUUCUGGGUUGUAGAAUGUCUCUUCCAUAAAUCUCUUGCCUUCUUGGGGAAGUAUAUUUGAUCGGAACUGGCCAUUGGCACACACUGGCAAUGUCACAGGAUUAUAGGUUGUUCCUUUCACAUUCUGUUUACGGUUUUAGGAAAGGAGUUUUGUGGCUGAGGAGUUAGUUAUCAGUUACCUUGAAGUGAGUUAUCAUCACCUCUUAAGUUGGUUUGAAAAAACAGUUAAUUAGCAGCACAUUUAUUGAAUGCCAGCUGCGUGUCAUGCCCUGUGUUAGGCACCUUAAGGGACAUUGGGGAGGAUCAACUCUGUUCCUCUAACCAAUCUGACCUGGUUCUGCUGAACUUUGCCAUUGGUUUCAGGAGGAGCAGGGGCUCCUGAAUUGCCACCCGUUUCACUGUCUCCAUCCCAUAAACCUCUUCCUGGGUCUUUCUAACUGUAACCCAUCAUUCCGCCCUUCCCAGGGUUCCUUGCAAAUCCAUGUACAGGGGUUUUGCCAGAAAGCAUCAACUCUGUUACAGGACAGUCUCUAUGGAAACCUCCCCGGACGAUCAUGAACCUUGCCUCCAUCUAAUGUGGCUUCCGGGGCAGGCCGUUCAGGGCUCGGGGUUUUCUAGUGACUUGCGCGUGCACGCUAAGUCACUUCUGUCAUGUCUGACUCUUUGCGACCCUGUAGGCUGUAGCCCACCAGGCUCCUCCAUCCAAAAGGAUUCUCCAGGCAAGAAUACCAGAGUGGGUUGCCAUGCCUUCAUCCAGGAGAUCUUCCCAACCCAGGGUUCAAACCCGAAUCUCCUGCAUUGGAGGCAGAUUCUUUACCACUGAGCCGCCCAGGAAGCCCAUCUAGUGACUCACAGGUGAAUUUGAGAACAGCAGCUUGCUAGGGAAAAGGUUAGGGUUCUUCCUCUUUCUCAGAAAUCCAGGAGAAGUAGGUAUAUAAUUGUAACUUCCUACAAAAUCCCUUGGCCUCGAAAAGGCCCAAGGGCACCUCUGUCAGCUUCCUCUCUGGCAGGUUCCUUUCUCCUCCUCCAUAAGGGCCACACCUCAGGGCAGAGGAACCUGGGGAGAGUGAAGCUGACCAGAACCGCCUGAUGGAGCGCCUUGGUUGAGUCAUAUCCUUUUUCCUCUGUGGAGACCCGUUUCCUGAUCCCCGAGACUGCUCCUGAACUGGCAGCUUGCUCAGGGACCUCAGCCAGGAGGAGGGACACUCAUUCAUUUCCCCGAGGUGCUCUCUGAUUUUGCUUUCCCCUGGCCCUCCGUCUCCUGCGUCCCCCAAGCCUGGACCCCAGGAAGCUUCUGUGUCUGGGUUCUGACACUACCAGUACCCCAGCUCUGUCCUCUCUGCCCCCCCCCCCCCAGCCUCCUGGCCACUGAGUUCAGUGUUGGGAACCCAGCUGAGACCUGAGGGUGUGAAGGGGGACCCCACAGCCUCAGCCCUGGAAGGCAGACUCACUUGAGAUUUCACCAGGAUGUGCACACGCCGGCUUCCCGUGAAGGGGCCACCACCGCAGCUGGAAGAGGGCUGUAGAGUGCCCCCUGGGAGGAGCCCCCAGAAUCGAUCUACAUCCUGAAUUUCAUUCCGUGAUGGGGGAAGUUGGAGAGAAUUGCUGUGCCAGCCAAUUACGUCACGUCAUUGGACCCUCGGCGGUUCUUUUUGCUCCUUUACUGUACUUGGGCUCAGAGUCCCCGCUGGGUUUGUAUUACGUCUGGCCAGGGACUGGGUUUCUCAUCUUUCUCCAGGGCCUGGGGCGUAGAUCUUGGAAACUGCAGAGCAAGGAUCAGAUCCCAGAGCCUUAACUAAUGGAUUUUGUUGCGCUGUGACCUUGGCAGAGCGGUCUGCUGCCGCCUCUUGUCCUGGUGUGUGUGGUGAUGCCCACUGGGCAUUACCCGGAGAGAAGUGAACCCCGGAGCCCGCCCCGACAGGCCUCUACCCCGCGGUAAACCCACUUGCUGUUUCUGUUUCUGAUUUACCUUGUUUGCCUUCUUUGCACCAGCAAAUCCCCAGUAUUCACCCAGGCAACUUGAGGGCCUGCCUGGGGACCCAUGAGCCAUGUCCUCCAAGCUUAGGGAGCUCCCUGAUGACCUACAGUAUUUGGUAUAUGACCACUCUCAUCCCAGCAGGCUUCCCCGGAGGCUGCGCGCGCCCCUGCCCCCCGGAGCCCGGGUCCAUCUGCCCUCCCACCAUCCUGCCAAGGGCUGGGGCCGGCCUGGCUGGGGCCUUUGGGAAGGCGACGCUGACGUCGCUCCCAGUGGGGCAUCUAGGUGGCCCUGAAUCUCUUCCUACCUCACAGGGAUGUUGUGAGACUUUAGACGGGAGGAGGACAAAGGUUCCCUGAGCUCUUGGUAGGCAAGGUGGAGUAAGUAUCAGGUGUGAUCUAGACACAGAUGAAAUUCCGCCUGCUGCUGCGGCGGACAAGCUCGUGCCAUGUGGCCUUUCUCGGUCCCCCGGGCCACCUGCAGCCCCAGCCCCCUUGAGGCCACCCUGAGGGACUUUCAGAUGUUCGACAUUAGAGGUACCAGGCAAAGCCCUACGACGUGCCCUGAACGAAUUGCUGAGCGUCAGAAGAAAUGGACCGUGCUAUCGAGGAUGUACAAACGUAUGUCUGCAUUGAUGUCUGUACUGUAAAUUUCUAAUUUAUCACUGUAUAAAAAAAAAUAAACUUUGCUAUUUAAUUUUUGUAUUAAAGGAAAAUAAAGUUUUGUUUAUUA